AUGGAUGAAUAUCCAGCCAGUGCUCUCCACUAUGGGCACGUAGGACGAGCUGUCUACCUUCCCGAGGAGGAGGACUGGGCAUUUACUCGCUCUUUUGAGAGGCCUCCGUCUAUCCAGUAUACUGGAGUGACAAAGACAAGAAUCCAAUCGCCGUUUCCUCCAGCCAAAGCUCGACCAAUACCUAGGGUACCCCAGAAAAACCCCAGGAAACUGAUCACAGAUGCGUAUCCGGAGUUGGCGGCAUCAUGGUUCUCCAUUCGCGAGGAGCCUUUGUCGAAAGCUGUUAUGAAAACUGUCGAACACUAUGAUCCAGAGAUAUCUGCGCUUUUCGAUAUCGGUUAUGCGGUGGACCAAAGGCGUCAUGACAAAAGGCUGCGCUCAAUUCCAAUCGCGGUGGCUGUGGCUGGAGAAUGUCGAAAUAUUAUUUCAUUUCGAACGCUGGAAGAGGAAAUUCUGGAAUUGAACUCUCCAAAUAAGCUGGCGUUUCGCGCCCCAUCGAUCAGUGAUGCUGAAAUGUCUGAAUGGUCGAAAGGUGGCGCGCCAAUACGUCAAGUACAUUUUGCGCGCCCCUUGGAUGAGAAGCCUGUGUUCAUGGCUGCUCGUCUCUCCAAAGGGACUACGAUAUUCCGACCUCUUUACCAUUGGGAUCCUGUGCCCAUGCGCUUACCGGAAGGCGCUAUUCCAGGAUACACUAGCCCUUUACGGAACUCCCGGCUAGAUGCGAAUCCAAUCGUGGAGAUACCUGCAUCGCGAACAGGUGGCGUCUCACAUGCUCAUGUGACAUUCAACCCCUGGUAUCAGAGACAAUUCGCCAUUGUAGAUACCAGAGGCAAGUGGAGCGUCUGGGAGAUCACCGGCAGGCAGCGACUUCAGCAGGCUACUUGGUCUGCCGAGCGUGUCAAAUCAGGCUCGUUGCCUUUGCGGGAUUAUAAGCGAAAACACAGGUGCCCUCGGCUUGAUGGCUGGGCAUCUAUCGAGUGGGUCCAUAAUGUUGGCUCGGUGCUUGUCGCCAAUCGUCACAGUGUGAUAAUCUAUGCCAUCACAGACGACCAGAUUCAGCCACGCACGGUCGAAUUGGGGAUGGCAAAGCAAUCCGAGUGGGUUUUGGGCGUUCAAAGAAACACACGCAAGCCAUCACAGUUCUUCGUCCUGACAACCACUCGAAUCUUGUGGUUUGAUCUUGGAGCACUACCCGGCGAGGAUGAUACAAGUCUUUCCCUAUAUCCUCAAGUGUCCUGGAGGCAUUUUCGAGACCCCGAAGACACAACUUUACAACUUAGCGACAUAGUCGUAUACCAAGAUUUGUAUCUGGUUCUAUAUUCCCAUAUCACUCAGUUGGUACAUGUAUUUCCAUGUCCCUUUAUAUCCGACGAUAGGACCGAGUCUGUAUCUGUACCUGACCCCCUGGUACUCGAUGUGCCCCUGCUGGCGGAGAUACCGUCCACUAAACGCGAUUCUGUCGUGCGGUUCUCGAGAUUUGUGUUUAGAGAGAUUGCCCACUCCGUUACACCCAUGGGUAGGAAAUUCUAUAACGCCCACUUGCCAUUGAUCAAGCUUUUCUGGAUGGAUUCCGAUUUUGCCGUCCACGAAUCUACUUUUAUGGGUCCGCGCGGAGAUCUUGACGAGUCGGACUUGUUUCGAGAAAAUAGUGUCUUGCGGUUGAGAAGGCGUUAUGCUCCGACAUCUUACAUCAGACCCACUGAUGACUUUCUUGUUGACGAUUGGGACGAAUCAGCGAUACAGAAAAGGAUUGUUCGUCGUUGCAAGCCCCAAAUGGGCCGUGUCAAUACAAGGUCAGCCUUGCAGUGGACCUUGGAUUUUUCUGGCGUCUACAAAAUAGCCACGGGGCAAAUGGAAAUCCGUCAGAAAAAGCAAAAGAAGAGACAAAGGCCGAAGACAAGGACCCUUGCUGGGUGGAUGGCAAUUUUACAAAACGAAAUGAAAAAUGGAUCGAAGCGACCUCCAGGCAAGACCAUGGUGGAACUGACGGGCAGGAGAAUUUUGGCAGAGGACCUUGAUGAAAGUGCAGAUGGUGUGAAACGACUCAUUUCAGCGCUCAUGCCCGAACACCCGAAUCCCGAUGCCCAGUGUCGGUAUAUGCUUCUGCCACUCCCAGUACCAAACAGGGGGUAUGGUAUGCCAGCCAAAAUCUCAGGCAAAGCAGACAGGGAUCUUCUCAAAAGCUAUGAUCGAAUGGUCAAUGAUUGGAUGUCUACCCUGCCCCGUGUCAUUCCCGUACAGACACGACUCAUGAAAGAGAGACUCAUUCGAGGAGUUGCUGCCGAUCUCAUCCUUUCACGCCUGAUCAAAAUGUCUACCACAUUGGAUAGCGCUUUACUCUCCAAGCCUGCAGAUCCCAGUCAGGACAGAGCCAAUGAAAAGGCAAAUGAGAAAGCCGCGGCACAUAACAAAUACCUGCAAUCGACCUACUUCGCAUUAUUAUCCUCACAGAUGUCUGGCAGCCAGUCCAAGGCCAAAAGCCGAAGCGUUGGAUCCAGACGGGAGACGAUCCCAGUUCAGCAAUCCAAGUACUCCGCAGUUCCAGUCUUUGGUGGUAUCUCAGCAUUCGUCAAAUUUAAGAAGACUCCACGCCCACCAGCACGAAAUGUGGCAAACCUCCUCUCCCACUGGCCGGUGGGAACCAGUCCCAAACACUAUGAAUGGGAGAGGAUUGAAGACGAGGAGACGCGGAAUUCCAAGGCGCGCACUUCCAAAAGCAAACGGAAGAAGCGCUCUCAGAUUCGUGAUCAAUCCCUCCCUCCGACUCCGGCAGUCCCUCUGGUCCGAACAUGGGGCAGUCAGCCCCUGGAACCUCACAUUAACAGUAGUCAGGCUAUGGAUAUUUCGAUGACCCAGAUGGAACGAGGAGCAUUUGGAGCCCGCGCCCCUAAGAAACCCAAAAAAAAGAAGCGACAAGCUGGAUUUUAG
Penicillium coprophilum is the source of this 2928-nucleotide messenger RNA. RefSeq lists its product as uncharacterized. Gene Ontology annotation, biological process: nucleolar large rRNA transcription by RNA polymerase I. The record is from RefSeq and is a predicted model, not a curated record. Gene Ontology annotation, molecular function: RNA polymerase I transcription regulatory region sequence-specific DNA binding; RNA polymerase I general transcription initiation factor binding. The transcript has 3 exons. Gene Ontology annotation, cellular component: RNA polymerase I core factor complex. Bases 1 to 2928 code for a protein of 975 amino acids. NCBI's taxonomy places the organism in Eukaryota, Fungi, Ascomycota, Eurotiomycetes, Eurotiales, Aspergillaceae.